This is a messenger RNA of Neltuma alba, 1971 nucleotides long. RefSeq lists its product as uncharacterized. Lineage: Eukaryota; Viridiplantae; Streptophyta; Magnoliopsida; Fabales; Fabaceae. Bases 403 to 1839 code for a protein of 478 amino acids. The record is from RefSeq and is a predicted model, not a curated record. The transcript has 6 exons.
ACAAAAAGGCAAGGCUGCGUCCCUGGAAGGCCAAGAGGCCGAGAGAGGAGUGUUCAAGCUGCGGCAGUAGCGUGAGAAGGAGCGUCGUCUUCAGCUGUCAACUCCUCCAACCACUGUCUGGUCACAGCUAAUAACGGCGGAGCUCAGGAUUCCACCACCACCGCAACCACCAGCCCCUGUAGUCUAGUCCAUCCCCGACUAGUCUAUUUAGCCCACUAACGUGCAAGAGCGGAUAUGUAUGGCCUGUUUGACAGUGCUGCUUAUUAAGGACUUCCAUUGAUCUACAUUUCUCUUCAUUCAUCCGCAAUGUGUUUCCUCUUCUCAAGACUAAUUCAUCUCAUUUUAUGUCCGUUGAAUUUGAUCCUUCGUUGGAAUCAGUAAAUCUAGCAUUUGCUUCAGUUGAUGGAGACAGAUGCUGAGAACAAUGGUAAAGCAACAGGAAUGAAUCCGCUGGCCUUGAUACCUAUGGCAGCGGAAACAUCUGGUGAAGGUUUACCUUAUGCACCUGAGAAUUGGCCUGAACCUGGUGAUUUUUGGGGUUGGAGAACUGGUAAGAGAGUUGCUCAGAAUGGGCAUUUCUUGGAUAGGUACCUGUAUCUUCCUAUGCGUCUUUCUCGUUCUGAGAACCCAGGCUCAAGUCGCAAAAGUAGGGUUUGCUUUUCUAGCAAGCUUUCAGUUGAACGCUACAUCAAAUCAAAUUUUCCAGAAACUGAUAUUGAUGCAUUCUUUGCUUCGUUUAGCUGGAAGAUUCCAUCCAUACCAUCUACACCAACGAAAGGAAGCUCAGAGCCUAUAGUUGCUGUUCCUCUCCGACAGAUUUCACAUAAUGCAUAUACAGCAUCUGAGUUAAAGUCUGACUCUUGUGGUUGUAAAGUCAACAAUAAGAAGUGCAACAGUCAGAAGCUGAAAAAAGCAGAAGAUGGUUUACCAGCUAUGCCUUGUGAUAUUUGCUGUGCUGAACCUGGAUUUUGCCGUGAUUGUUGCUGCAUUCUUUGUUCCAGAACUGUUGAUUCAGCUUACAGGGGCUAUAGUUACAUCAAGUGUCAGGAAAAGGUUGACAAUAAUAUCUGUGGGCAUAUUUCACAUCUGGAAUGCGCUCUUCGAUGUCGCAUGGCUGGAACAGUUGGUGGAAGUAUUGGAUUGGAUGCUGAGUAUUAUUGCCGACGUUGUGAUGGGAGGACUGAUCUGAUUCCUCAUGUUAACAAACUUCUACAGAUCUGUAAAACUAUUGAUUCUAGGGAUGACGUCGAAAAAAUUUUAAAUGUUGGCACUUGUCUCUUGCGUGGUUCAAAUAAAGCUAUUGCAAAGGAGCUGCUGAAUCAUAUCGAAUUGGCUAAUUUGAAGCUUAAAUGUGGGGCACUUGUUGAAGAUAUCUGGAAGGAGAAGGGCAAUCAUGCCGCUUAUCCUGCUGGCUUCGCAGAGAAUGGCCAUGCUGCAAUGGAUAUAGAGCCACAAGAGAGCCCUUCAAAUGUUAGAGGAUCAGAAUCCUAUAUUCGUCCGACCAGGUCGAUAAAACUUGAGAUGGAGAUUGAUCAAGUUCUUCAGAAUCUUCGAAAGUCACAAGAAUAUGAGUAUAAAUUGGCAGAAGAAAGACUUCAUGCCCAGAUGAAUUAUGUGAACAAUUUGUACCAGCAACUGGAAAGUGAGAGGUAUGAGCUUGCGCGUCCAAGAUCCUCAUCUUCUUCUUUGGUCGUAUCUGAUCAUGCUAUCAGAAAAAGAGAGGAACAGAUAAGACUGGAAACUCAGAAACUUGAGGACAUGAAAAAGGUAGCCGAUGGCUUUGGCAGUAUAGACCAGGAUAUAUUAAGGGAACACUUUGGCAUAGGAAAUACACAUUAAGAUUGUAAAUGUAUCUGCAGUUGCUCCUCAAAAUUUUCAUUACCGUUAUUUUAGAUGUCUUUGGCAUAAAGGUUCGCUUGAUGUACAAAUUGAUCAAAGGUAGCGGAAAUUUUAGUCUAGACCUUUCUCUUU